GCGUCAGGAACACGUGAGUUCAGCAACAGCAAAGGAGAACGGCUACUGAGAGAAUCAGUUAAAACGCAUCGCAGAUUUAUACCCAACGUUAUAUAUCUUCUCUAACAUGGGAAGAAAAAAUAGAAACAGACAAAGACCUCUGCAGUAUAGAGAUGGAAGACCGGAGGGCAAAAGAAGCAGAGAUGACGCUGGUUGGGGAGCAGGAUACUCUGAGAUCAUCAAGGAAAACAAACUCUUUGAGCAUUAUUACCAGGAGUUGAAGAUCGUCCCAGAGGGAGAGUUUGAGGACUUUAUGGGGGCCAUGAGGGAGCCACUGCCAGCUACAAUACGGAUCACAGGAUACAAGAGUCAUGCCAAAGAGAUCCUUCAUACUUUAAAAGAGAAAUACUUCAAGGAUGUACAAGACCUUGAGGUAGAUGGACAGAAGAUUGAGGCCCCACAACCCCUGAGUUGGUAUCCUGAUGAGCUGGCAUGGCACACCAAUCUGAGCAGAAAGAUUCUGCGAAAAUCUCCACUGCUGGAGAAAUUCCACCAGUUCUUGGUCAGCGAAACGGAAUCGGGAAACAUCAGCAGACAGGAAGCUGUCAGCAUGAUUCCUCCUCUUCUGCUCAAAAUUGAGCCUCACCAUAAGAUUCUGGACAUGUGUGCUGCUCCAGGAUCAAAGACGGCUCAACUAAUUGAGAUGCUUCACUCAGACAUGGAUAUACCUUUCCCUGAGGGUUUUGUAAUUGCCAAUGAUGUGGACAACAAGCGAUGUUACCUGCUGGUGCAUCAGGCCAAGAGAUUGAACAGUCCGUGUAUUAUGGUGGUCAACCAUGAUGCCUCCAACAUUCCACGUCUGCAGUUUGAUAAUGAAGGGAAGAAGGAUGUCCUUUUUUAUGACAGGAUUCUGUGCGACGUGCCCUGCAGUGGCGAUGGAACAUUGAGGAAAAAUAUUGAUGUGUGGAAAAAAUGGACAACCAGCAACAGCCUGCAGCUCCAUGGGCUGCAGAUAAGGAUUGCUGUGCGUGGAGUUGAACAGCUGGCAGUAGGGGGCAGGAUUGUGUACUCCACCUGUUCUCUGAAUCCCAUUGAGGAUGAAGCUGUCAUUGCCGCCCUGCUGGAGAAGAGUGAAGGUGCCUUGGAGCUAGCAGAAGCCUCUACAGAUCUCCCCGGUCUGAAAUAUAUGCCUGGGAUCACAUCUUGGAAAGUAAUGACUAAAGAAGGUCGGUGGUACUCAGACUGGUCAGAGGUGCCAACAAGUCGACACACACAGAUCAGACCCACCAUGUUUCCCCCAACAGACCCAGAAAAGUUAGCAAAUAUGAGGCUGGAGAGAUGUAUGAGAAUACUGCCCCAUCACCAGAACACAGGCGGGUUCUUUGUGGCUGUGUUGGUAAAGAAGGCGCCCAUGCCGUGGAAUCGCCGUUACCCAAAGCUUCGUAAUAAGGAGGCAAACUCUUCGAGUGAAGUGGUCCCAGCAGAGGAGCUGCAGAUGGGGGAGUGUUCCGCUGAGGUCACCUCUGUAGAUGGCUCCCCCACUGAUGCCCCGGUGGAAACAAUGGAGGGCAAAGCUUCUGCAGAGGGAAACCCAUCUGUCCCAGAUACCCCAAACCUCCCAGAGGCCAAGAAAGAGAAUGUUUGUGGCCCUCCUCCUCCAAAGAAGAUGAAACUUUUUGGCUUUAAAGAGGAUCCUUUUGUGUUUCUGACGGAAGACGACCCCAUCUUUCAUCCCAUCCAGGCUUUCUACGAUCUCUCCCCCGAUUUCCCCAAGCUUAAUGUGUUGACACGAACCCAUGAAGGCAAGAAGAGGCACCUGUACAUGGUGUCCAAAGAACUCCGCAACGUUCUGCUCAACAACAGUGAGAGGAUGAAGGUUAUAAAUACAGGGGUGAAGGUGUGGUCCAGGAAUACAGAUGGUGAACAGUUUGGUUGUGCUUUCAGGCUAGCCCAAGAGGGUAUUUACACACUCUGCCCCUACAUCAGAGCUCGAAUAAUCAACAUCAGCGUGGAGGACGUGAAAGUUCUCCUCACACAGGAGAACCCUUUCCUCAGCAAGCUGGGAGAUAUUGCUCACAAUCAGGCUAAGAAACUUGAAAUGGGCAGCAUUGUUUUAAGAUACCUACCAGAUCCAAAGGAUCCUGAUUCUCCUCAGUGCCCUAUAGAUUUGUGUGGCUGGAGGGGAAAAACUUCCAUUAGGGCUUUCGUAACACGUAACGAGUGCCUUCAUUACCUCCGCAUGGUGGGGGUGGAAGUGUUCCGUGACAAACAGGGCAAGAGGGACGACAGUCCAGCAGAACCCCAGGAAGGAAAAACUGAAGAUGCUGAUACUGAGGUUCUGUGCCAAGAGGGAGAUCUGCCAGAACGGGACGGCACAGAAACGGCACAAAACAGUUCAGAGUCCAAGACUAAUGGCACAGAACCUGGUGGGAGCACUUGAGAAGGGCCUGUGAGUUAAAGUUUUAGCGCAAGUGGACAUUUUGGGUCAGGUGUAAAUGAUGGAGAAAGAAAGGCAAUCCAAUGAAAUGGAAAGAUUCCAGACCUUUGACCCUGCUCUCAGAAUGCUCACUGGCCCAUGAGUACAUUGAUGGCUAGCUUCUAAAGAAAUGUCAGAUUUGGAAACAAGAUGGCAAAUUUUAUUUUAUGAGAGCUUUUUUAAAAAUAUUUUGAUUAAACAAUUUUCUGUUGGACAUGUUUUUAUUUCAUUUUAGUAACUCUUUGUUCAUAUAAAGAACCUGUUCAGGGGACAAAUUUAAAGAAAACCAUUAAAAUAACUUGUAUUAGGUCAUUUUUUCAGUCAUUUUUCAAGUCUCACGGUAGUAAGCCAUGUCUACAGUAGACUGCCCAGCAGCUUAUUCUCACAGUGCGUUUCACUUUCUCAGACACUUGUAAGCAUUGUACUGUACGUUAUGUCAAUUUAUUGAUUGAAAUAAAAUGUCUUUGUUGAU
Messenger RNA from Xyrauchen texanus (razorback sucker), 2927 nucleotides. It is a transcript of the gene nsun2, whose product is annotated as NOP2/Sun RNA methyltransferase 2. The record is from RefSeq and is a predicted model, not a curated record. Lineage: Eukaryota; Metazoa; Chordata; Actinopteri; Cypriniformes; Catostomidae. Gene Ontology annotation, molecular function: tRNA binding; tRNA (cytidine-N5)-methyltransferase activity. Bases 107 to 2419 code for a protein of 770 amino acids. Gene Ontology annotation, cellular component: cytoplasm; nucleus. Gene Ontology annotation, biological process: tRNA methylation. The transcript has 19 exons.